UGUUGCUAUUAGCGUUGAGACACAAAUGCGACCUUCGAAAUUCGGAUGCUUCAACCACUAACCUGAACUGGUCCUUCUUUGGCCACACCCUUACGCGCUUGCGAACUAUAUCCCAAGAUGCACCUUAGUUGCGCUAAAUAUGCUAGACAUCGAGCAUGUUGCUCAACCGGUCGCCUCCUCUUGCGCGCGCCUUCGUUACGACGAGUGGUUGCAGCGCGCGCUGGACGCGACAAGAGCAGAACGGACGAGGCGAGGGGAGGUCUGGACCCUUACCUUGAGGUUGCGGUGCCAAGGGACCAGCGACCAGUGAACCAGCUGGCGGAGUUAAAAGAGGACCCAUUGUACAGCUGGGGCGCCCUGGACGCUCCCCAGUACCUGCAGCGGCUUGCGGGCGUGUGGGCCUUCUUCUUCGCCGCGGUGGGGGGACCCAUCGCCUACCAGACAUUCGACCCCGUGCAGCAGCCCCUGGAGUGGUUCCUGGCCGGCAGCACGGGGUCGCUGGUGGUGGUGGCGGCGCUGGUGGCGCGCAUCUACCUGGGCUGGAGUUACGUG
Astrephomene gubernaculifera is the source of this 552-nucleotide messenger RNA. Lineage: Eukaryota; Viridiplantae; Chlorophyta; Chlorophyceae; Chlamydomonadales; Astrephomenaceae. The record is from the annotation of a GenBank genome assembly.